Molecule: messenger RNA, 582 nt
Organism: Aspergillus tanneri
Lineage: Eukaryota; Fungi; Ascomycota; Eurotiomycetes; Eurotiales; Aspergillaceae
Product: CFEM domain-containing protein
Exons: 3
Coding region: 1-582 (193 amino acids)
Source: RefSeq, a predicted model, not a curated record
AUGAAGCUCGUGCACGUUUCUUUCGCGCUUGCCGCCUUCCUCGGCACCGUAGUUGCUCAGGGCAUGGAUGGUCUGCCAGAUUGCGCGAAAGAUUGUGCUACUGGUUCGAUUCCCAAACACUGUGGAAUUAAUGCCGGUUGUAUUUGCUCAGACAAGUCCUUCAUCUCGGGUAUCUCUUGCUGUGUGUCCAGUAAGUGCUCGGAUGAUGAUCAGCAAGCUGCUCUCAAGUUUGCGAAGCAGAUCUGCACUGGAGUCGGCGUGAAGGACCUUCCCGACAGCGCUAGCUGCACAAGCGGAGAUUCCACUGCUACUGAAAAAUCCGCCAGCGCUACCGAGACCUCCACGGGUUCUGCAUCAUCAUCCACCGCGUCAGCCAAGACUAAUGAUGCAUCUACCACCAGUGCUUCGGAUACCUCCAAAGCUACUUCAGGAGCCUCCUCCAAGGCUGAUAGUAGCACCGGAAGCUCAACUUCUCCUUCAGAGUCGCCCACCGCUAGCACGGGUAGUGCUGCAGUCGUCCAUGGCAAAGAUACCAGUCUCAUUGCCGCUGUCAGUGCAGCCCUUUUUGCACUCCUUGCAUGA